This is a messenger RNA of Cylindrotheca closterium, 2559 nucleotides long. NCBI's taxonomy places the organism in Eukaryota, Bacillariophyta, Bacillariophyceae, Bacillariales, Bacillariaceae. The record is from the annotation of a GenBank genome assembly.
AUGGACUCCUGUUUCAAAUCAAUGAAUAGCGAUGGCAACAAGGAACUUUUCCAGAAAGCUCGUAUUCUCCUGAACCCAUCUGCCUUUCUUCGAAGUGCCACGUACUUGUAUGCCGAACGCAAGCUAUUGGUAUUUUUCCUUGUCCAUUUUGUCUGCACUUUGGUCAUUUGGGCUCACUUUGCACUUCGCAAACUGGAUGCUCAGCUCGCGAACGUCCCCGAGGCCGCCAAUCGGUACUGGUGGAAGAUCGUCGCUCCACCUCUAGAGUUUGGAUCCAUGCAUGCCAUUCUCUUUCAAAUGGCCCUACUGCCUCUGACCAUGGCCCGGUUUUCCAUAGCCAGUCUAUGCGACUCGUCUCUCAACAGCAUCUUGCCACUUAACCGGACUCUUCGUAUGCAUAUACAUCUUGGAUACACCAUGAUAUUUAUUGUAUUCUGGGCUGUCAUAUUUUUCUUUACGUUUUUCGGUUUGCUAUGCUCGGACGGAGAAGAAGCCUUCUGCGAGAAAUUUACAGAAGAAAUCAUGAUCACUGGAUACUGCAUCUUGGCAUUCUUGUUGUUGGUUGGUUUUACAUCCUACUUUCGCCAUUCCAUUCCCUACCAAAUAUUUUAUGCCGUUCAUCAUGCGGUCUUCGUCAUGUACUUUGUGACCAUUGCUCACACCUUGGAUGUGAAAGCACGUGAAGGAGGGGAGCGAAGCCAAACUUUCAAAUGGUUCUCGGCGUCAGUAUUGUUCUACUUUUGUGACCGAGCCGCCAUGUACUUGAAUCACCGAUAUUAUGCCGAGAUGACAAGUUCGGCGGUUGUGGAGGGCACGAAUGGAUCUCGCAUGAUUAUUUUGAAGCUCAAGCGUCCUACGCUCUUCCAGUUCAAAGCUGGACAGUCCGCAUUGCUUCGAAUCAAGGGCAUUGAAAUGCAUUGGCAUCCAUUCUCCAUUGCUUCUGGACCAGAGUCUGAUGAGCUUGAAUUCUAUAUUGAAGUAUACGGCGCAAGCUCUUGGACCAGUCAAUUGUGGGAUCUUUUGAUCGAUGAAGAAGGUAUCCAUGACCCUCAUGCACGCUUGUUUGUAGAAGUCAAGGGACCAUACGGAACCAGUCUUGCCUCGACAGAUGACUAUACGCAUGUCUUGUCGCUCGGAUCUGGCACUGGUAUUGUCCCGGUCUUGAGUCUGUACAAGGAACAUAUCCGCAACAUGCUAGCAUUGGAUCCCAUCGCUUAUCUGGAGGAACUUGACUAUCGCGAACAGCGCAUUCACCAAGUCCAGUUGCAGAUGGAAAGGAGAAAGGGAUCGAUUGCCAAAAAGGUAAUCACCAUGUGCCAUAGUCCCGCUGACGAAGACGAAGAGCAAGAAGAUGGUAUUUCCCGUAAAAGUGUGCUCAGGGUUGGCAUCCAGAACAAGCUUGCGAAACAUAACCAGCUGACAAGUAUGAGAGAUAUUCGCAAGAACAUGAGUGAACUGAAAAAGGGAGCAAGCGAAGCCACCCGUUUCAUCUAUGGCACUGUCGUGCUGUGCAUUGCUCCAGUCUUGGGAGUUGUCGUUUUGGGUUUGACAAUCUCUUGGAACACCACCAAAGUCGAUCUAACACCCAAGAUGUACCUUGCGCUAGAGAUCCUAACAGUUCUCUUCCAAUGCAUUUUCGCUACCGUUUCUCUUUUCGUUUGGGAUUCGACGUCUAUGGUGAACUAUUUGGAUCUUGUAAUCUCCCUCAUUGCUCCAUUUGCCGACUGGUAUUGGUAUAGAGUAUACGAGGAGCAGAGAUCAAAGCUUUCCCCUGAAGAGGUCAUCCUCGCUUCUGUAUUCCUUGGCUACAUGGUCGUUCGUUUGUGGACCCGUGCCGUCCACCCAUUUCACCAGAGUUGGAAAAAGCAUAUUCGCAACCAUGGCUCUGGAAGUAGCGUAAACUGCUUGGAGCUGGUUUGGACCACCCGUUCGGCAUCUCAAGCAUCUAAGAUCCUGCCUGACAUUGCGUCUCAUUACAAUGCGCUCGUCAAGGCUUGGGGUGCCGAGAAUGCCAAGGAAGUAUGCCGCGUCAAGAUCUGUGUGACCGAUGCCGAUCCCGUCGCCUGUGCACAAUUGCAAGAGGAAAUGAAAACUACUGCUUCUGGAAUCGAACUAUCCAUCGGCCGUCUUGACAUUGGUCGCUGGAUCGAAGAUCACACGUUGCGAAUGAUUGAUGCUCACAAGCGGUCUUAUUCACUCUUGGCUUUCUGUGGUUCUCCUAGACUUGCGCAAGAGAUUCAUCAGCAGAAAAUUUCGAAUGACAUGAUCAAGGCUGUCACAGGGUACAAGAAUCACCAGAUGGACUUUGUCUCGGAGAGCUAUGGCGGAGCAUCAAAGGGAAAGGAACCAAUGGCCCAGGGAGCCGAAAAAGAAAGCAAACCGUCCAAAUCAUUGAACCGCUUCUCAUCUAUUAGUUAUGAACGUGGAAAUAGCGGUGUUGCCAGCCCGUUUUCUGGACACAUGGGUUCUGGUGAGGGCUUCCAUGUUUCUCCAAAGUUUACCCCAUUGAACAGACCUUCGUUGUUCCCAGUAAAUGUCAACGAUAACGGAGACGAAUAA